This is a messenger RNA of Vespa velutina, 4287 nucleotides long. RefSeq names its product probable G-protein coupled receptor B0563.6. The transcript has 7 exons. Gene Ontology annotation, biological process: G protein-coupled receptor signaling pathway. The record is from RefSeq and is a predicted model, not a curated record. Gene Ontology annotation, molecular function: G protein-coupled receptor activity. NCBI's taxonomy places the organism in Eukaryota, Metazoa, Arthropoda, Insecta, Hymenoptera, Vespidae. Gene Ontology annotation, cellular component: membrane. The coding region runs from base 1311 to 2528 and encodes 405 amino acids.
UAAAAAUCAAAUUUAAUUCGACAUCCAAUGAUACAUCAAAAUAUAAUUUUAAUUGGAUGAAUAUUUAUAUUUUAUUUUGAAAAAUUUGUCAAAAAAUGCUUAAUAAUUUUUAUUUCGCGCGUUGCGUUUUCGCGCCAUUUCUUCGACUUUUUCCGUCUAAUUUUGGCACGCAUGCGUGAAUUGAUGAGACUCAAACGCGGCGAACGUAUGAAUCCUUGUUUCAGUUAUCGUUGCGACGCGAUCGAGAGAGGGUUGUAUUGUAAGGUCCUUGAAAGAAUGAGAUCAAUAUAGAACAUACAUUUUAUUUAUUCAAAUAUUUUUAUUUUUUAUUUUUAUACGCGGCAAGGAAACAGCUCAGAAUUUUAAAAUGUAGAGAAAGAAGAAAACGUGCGGCGUUUAAAAGAAGAAAGAAGGUGAAGGAUAUUUUUCGAAAAUCGUUUUUUUGUUUUUCGUUUUUUUCAAUAAAAAUGAAGACGUGCUGCGAGGGAGACCCUCGAGGCUCGUAAAGGAGAUCACGAGGGAGUGCUUCGUUCGUCGCGUUAGAGGACCUGCGACACAUCCAACGAAGACGCAGUCGUUGGAAAGAGGGCCACGAACACGUGAAUGCCAUUCUCAUCGUCGCAUGAUCAAAAAUGUCGGCGUACAAAUCGUCAGGAAGAAAAUGUUCGGAUUCCUCGGUGAAAUAAAUGUUAGGACGUGUAUAUGUUACACGUUAGUCUGGUAAAUCGACGAAGGAAGAAGAAAAGUCUGCAAGCUUUGUGAUAUAUCCAAAAGAAAAAGAGAAAGAGAGAAAAAGACAGAGAAAGAGAGAUAAGCUACACGAAACUUUCGUCUCUCGAACCUGUUGCUUGGUUCGUGCAUUUCGACGAACGAUUCGUUCAUUGGAAACGUGAACUAUCGUUCUCGAUCGAUCGUUGCAAAAUCAAAAAAAAUAAAAUAAAAAUAAAAUAGAAAAACCGAUAACGUCAAAAUUUAUUGUUUACAUCCGAGUAUAUAAAUCCAAAAUCAGUUCGUGAAGUAGAACGCUUUAUUUUUUUUUUUUUUUUACGUCCAUUUCAAUGAUUAAAUAAGCGAUAAGAACUAUGUUUAUUGUUUUAUCAUUUCGUGUUAAUUUGGUCAUAUAAUUGUUUGAGGGUUAAUUAUAAUAAAAAUGACGUUCGUUAAUUUCUUUUCAUUUUUCAUGAUUCCCUUAAAUGUUUAUCUCGUGUAUUCGAUUUUUAUACGUACGAUGGUGAUUAUAAAAAUAUCGUUCAAUCAUAGAAGGGCGAUUGACCGAGAGGGCGUUGUUCGUAAAACUAAUGUAAGAUUCAAUGGAGACGGAUAAUCUCUGUUUUAAUGAGAACGUGGAUUUUAAAGUAGAAAGAAAGAAAAGAAAAACUAUGGAGACACUCAACGUGAGUGGUGGACGUUUAUGCUUUUUACCGGAAGAUUUGGAGAUCCUAGAGGAUCCUAGGACACCGACCCUGAGAAGAAUUAGUUAUGGCAUCGUUCUGCCUGCCAUCUGUUGCUUGGGUAUUAUCGGUAACAUAUUGAACUUGCUUGUACUUACGAGGAGAAACAUGCGUGGCACUGCAUAUAUUUACAUGAGAGGCUAUUCUGUUGCGGCUUUGCUUGCUAUCCUUUUCUGCAUUCCAUUCGCAUUCAGAGUUUUCAUUCAUAAAGAGACAGGACGAUGGAACAAUUGGCCACAAGCUUUUUAUCAUGCACACCUCGAGCUCUUUCUUGGAAAUGGAUGUCUUGGUGUCGGAGUAAUGAUGUUAUUGGCACUGACUGUUGAGCGUUACGUCAGUGUAUGUCAUCCAGGACAACACACACGACCACUUUGCGGACCACCGAAUUUGACCGUGGCUCUUAUUCCUCUAGCCACUUUUUUGGUCUAUUUACCCAGUGUAUUUCGUAGCGAAGUAACUACUUGCUUUUUGACUAAUGAAGGACCACUAAUUUAUCAAAAAAGAGAAAAUCAAUCGUUCCUGCACUCUCUUUUCUAUCAGGUAUAUAAAGUAGUGCUCGAAGUCGUUUUCAAGAUCGCACCAACAAUAUUGUUAGCCGGUUUCAAUCUGAGAAUUAUGAUAGUCUAUAGAAGAUCUUGUGAACGACGUCGCCGCAUGACUUUAUCAAGAACCGUGAGCAACGAUGAAGAUUCUAGGACAUUUGCCGAGGAACGAAGAUUGAUACUUCUUCUCGGUAGCACCAGUAUACUCUUUCUGGUUUGUGUCAGCCCGAUGGUUAUUCUGAACGUCACUCUGAGCGAGAAUAAUCUCAGUUAUUUUUCUUACCAGGUUUUUCGUGCAUUAGCCAAUCUUCUGGAAGUCCUCAAUUAUUCCAUCACCUUCUAUAUUUAUUGUCUCUUCUCAGAGGACUUCAGAAAUACCUUGAUGCGUACAUUACAGUGGCCUUGGCUCAAAGGUGAACAAGGAGGACGUAAAGUACCUAUGAAACGUUCACCAUUAACAAGACCGACUACGACAACGACUCCACCUACAACUGCUGUGGCAACACCAGGUCACCUCGCACGUGUCAGCGUUUAAUGCGACAUUUUUAUUCCUCGUGUCACUUUUCAUUCUUCCUUCGUGAUCGAUCCUACUAGAUUGGAAACUAAAGAGGGAUAAGAAAAGUGUCUGAUUGAAUGAUAGCCAAAGAAACAAUGUAUGCUGUUGCCGAGAAGUGCAUCCGUUUCGUGGCUAAAACAUUUUCAAACGUAUCGUAAUUUCUCUUUGAAAAGUUACUCGUUCUUCAUUUUUCUUCGCAACUUUAGAUAGUAAGUUUUUAUAUAAGAAUAAAAAAGUAAAAUCAACUGCCAAUGACGAUAAUGUAUCAUCGAUUAGACUUAAUUCAAACGUUUCUUUCUCUCUUUUAAUAAAGCUAGUAACAUUCCUACGAUCUUAAUGGAUCGAAAAAAAAAGAAAAGAAAUGUAUCGCCAGUCAUAAGUUACAAUAAAAAUGUGAUCAUAAAGCGAGAAAUGAGCUGAUCCUUCGAAUAGCCAAUUUUUUUAGAUUUUUUUUAUGAUACUUCAAACAAGUAUUGUUACACGGUUGUGUAACAAUGGAUCGAUUUUUGCUCAAAGUUUUCAAAUUGCUGUGCUUCAGUUUUAUUUAUUUAAAUAAUACAAAUCUUAAUAAUACAUAAUUAUAUUUAACUCUUUGCUUAAUAAAAGUGACCGUAGUAACUUAACGUUAAGCACUCGCUCUAUACUAAAGAUGACUAUAAUUUAAAGAUCACUAUAGUCAUCUGACAAAAUUCUGUUUGAAUUAAGAAUUUUAAGUGUCGUAACGUAUAUUAAUAUCAUCAUAGAAAUCUCUCAACACUCUUCUUAUGUUUAUUCAUUUAUAAUUCGUUUUAUAUUAAUUUUAUAUAAUUUGAAUAAUUUGCAUAAUACGACAAAGUAUCAAAUAUUACAUUCUAUGGUAAAGUGUACACUCGCGAUUAAAUUGUCUCGUACAGCAGCAAUGUACAAGCAGCCAACUCCGAAAAAAUUAAUCAAAUUAAUCAAAAUUAGUAAAAAGUAUAUUUUAAUUUCAUUAUCUUACAUUUUCUUACUCAUUCAAGAAUGUUUCUUCUAAGGAAUUAUAAACCUCCAAUUUAUGUCCUAAUCUAAAAUGAAGAUAAUAUGUAUGUGAAAAAAAUGGAUUAUUUGAAUUCUUUUGAGAGAAAUAUUUAAUAAAAUAUUUAAUAGAGGCUUACUCGUUAAAUGCAGCUGCCACUUCCGAAGCCUUUGAUGGAUGACAAACUAUAGUUGUUUUAGUUUCCGAUGGAUAAAACAAUGGUUUCACAUAGCGAAUUGCUACGCGAUUUAGAUCGUCUAUGGUAACGGUCGAUAUACGACGUACCAUUUGAUUGUUGUAAUCGUGUGGUACUUUUUUAAAGUAAAACAAGAGUGAUUGUUUAACUAUGUCAUCUAUAGUUUUUUCCUUGUUAAUAAUCUCAAAUAUUAAUGAGGAUUUAGCCGAUUCAAAAAGUAAUUUUUCCCAUUUAUCCUUGGAAAAAUGUGCUUGCUAAAAGGAAAUACAUAUUCAUGAAAGGGAAUUCAAAAUCUAUUCUUUUUCUGUUUGUUUUUUUCAGAUGUAACAUCAUUACUUACAACUAUAUUUCUUGCUUCUUUGUAUGCUGCUACAACAUUGGCUGAUUUAUACAAUGAGAAAUAUAAUAAACCUUCAUUUACUUUUGGAUAGAUACCAUAGCCAUAUGAAAGACCUUGUCCUCGAAUUAAUCUCCACAUAGGACCCUAAAAACAUGACUUUCUUCAUUGCAGAAUAUUCAUUAUAAUAUACCAGUUAUAUUUUCAUACC